AUGAUUUCUUCAGAACUAUUUGCAAUUGGCACUUCUCUUUUGAUAUUCUUGUCCGCUGGACUUUUUGUCCUGCAGACCAAACAUGACCUGGAUCAGGUUUGGAGCGAGUUCGAUGAGCAGGUCCAGGAAGUUACGGUCCUUCGAGAUGCCACGUGGAAUGAUUUGAAGACGUUAGCCAAUGCCAAGAGCAUUCCCAUGGACCGAUCGAAAAGACAAAGCUAUUAUGAGAAAGUAGCAGAUUCAUAUGCUCUUCCACCAUCUCUAGGAGUGGAGGCACAUGCUCCUUCGAUUUCUCCAGAGUGCAACUGCAACUUGGAAAACAACAACUGUCCAGCCGGUCCACCAGGUCCAAAGGGAUCACCUGGAUCCGAUGGUGCACCCGGAGAAUCUGGACCACCAGGAAAAAUGGGCAUCAACUCUGGAGACGUUCAAACCAUGUACCAAGAUCCAGGAUGCUCAUACUGCCCUGCUGGCGAGAUGGGACCACCAGGAGCGCCAGGAAAAAUCGGACCACGAGGGCAACGUGGACAGAAUGGACAAGCCGGAACCCCAGGAAGCAAUGGAGCGCCAGGACACAAUGGGGAACUGGGACCAUGUGGACCACCAGGACCACCAGGACCAGUUGGAACACUUGGAAGACGUGGAAUGGAUACGGUAAGAGAGAAAGGGGUCAGAGGACCGAAAGGAGUGCCAGGACCAGUGGGAGCUGUUGGAAUGGAAGGAGAGAAGGGAAAUCGUGGAGGACUUGGAGUGGAUGGGCCAGUGGGUCCGACUGGAAUUCAAGGAUCACCUGGAAGAGUUGGGCCAACUGGAGUGCCUGGAGAGCUCGGAGUCACUGGACCCAAUGGACAGGACGCCUUGUACUGCCCAUGUCCGAAGCGAGUCGCAGAUGGAGCCGGUGGAGGUGUCUAUCAACCAUACAAGCAAUAA
This is a messenger RNA of Caenorhabditis briggsae, 930 nucleotides long. RefSeq names its product Protein CBR-COL-131 (gene Cbr-col-131). The transcript has 4 exons. The record is from RefSeq and is a predicted model, not a curated record. NCBI's taxonomy places the organism in Eukaryota, Metazoa, Nematoda, Chromadorea, Rhabditida, Rhabditidae. The coding region runs from base 1 to 930 and encodes 309 amino acids.